Molecule: messenger RNA, 1300 nt
Organism: Hydra vulgaris (swiftwater hydra)
Lineage: Eukaryota; Metazoa; Cnidaria; Hydrozoa; Anthoathecata; Hydridae
Product: translocon-associated protein subunit alpha
Cellular component (GO): endoplasmic reticulum; endoplasmic reticulum membrane
Source: RefSeq, a predicted model, not a curated record
AAAAAACAUCUCAUUUGUUUAAAAAAAACUAUAUACGUGUCGCUUCCAAACCUCCGCUAAUAUUUCAAAACAAACUAGAAAUAUUUUAAUUCUCCAAAAAAGUAAAGUUUAGUAAAUAAAGAAUUCUUAGAUUAUCUUUAUGAUCGUAUUUAGCUGAAAAUUAAAAAAAGAUGUUCAAGUUACUAUCUGUAUUACUUGUUUUAGGAGUGUUGUUAUUUCCUACGACUUUAAUAACUAUUAAUACAGUUUAUGCUGAAGAAGAUCCAGUUGAUGAAGAAGCAGCAACAGCAGCAGACGAUGAAGAGGUCACAACAGAGGAAGAUACAAGUGAUGUAAAGGUUGAACCAGAACCAGAAACUACUGCUCCUACAGGAAAAGAUGCUGAAGAAGAAGAAAAGCAACCACAAGGAUUAAGAAUAUCACCAGAUGCAUCAACUGUUGUACUUUUUCCAGACUUUCCAGAAAAACAACUUCCGGCUGGUCAACCUAUAUAUGUUUUGGUUGGUUUCCAUAACAAAGGAGAAAAAGAUUUCAUUAUUGAAAGUCUAGAUGCUUCAUUUCGUUAUCCUCAAGAUUACAGUUACUAUAUUCAAAACUUUACUGGUACAGCUUAUAACACUCUAGUAAAACCUGGUGAAGAGGCUUCUUUUAAAUAUGGAUUUCAUCCACACGAAAGUUAUGGUGGUCGGCCAUUUGGACUCACUAUUAUGAUGUUGUAUAAAGAUUCUGAUGGUAAUCAAUAUGGAGCCGGUGUUUUUAAUGAGACGGUCACAUUUCAUGAGUUGGAAGAAAACUUUGACGGAGAGACUUUCUUUUUAUAUGUUUUAUUAGUUGCAGUUGGGUUAUUGGUUAUUUUUGGAAUAAAUUAUGCAUUCAAUAAAAGUGGGUUUAAAAAACAAUCUCGUCAAGCUGCUACUGAGACUGGCACUCAAAAUGGACGAACUGAUAUCGACUAUGAUUGGUUGCCUAAAGAAGCAGCUGCAUUUAACAAACCUUCACCUCGUCAGUCACCCAAAAGGCGUCGAGUGAAAAGAAGUACAGGAUCUGGAGAGGAAUAGCUUCGUAGAAUCGUAGUUUAUGUUAUGCAUUUGUUUUAGCGAUAGUUUUAAUAUAGUCAAUGUAAGGGUGGAAUUUGUAAAUGUGUCGUUUUUCUAGACUGACAAUUUUUUACACGUAACUUAGUGUAAUAUUAGACAAUUAGAAAGACUUAUUUAUAAGAAUUACUGCUUCGGACCCGUGCAUAUAUAACAAACUUAUAAGAAUAAAUUUUAUAAAUCGAAAUAUAGCUAAUCUUUUCAUA